ACUAAGGGAUUCAUAAUAAGCUCAGAGGUUACUCUUAAGUCAGGCUAGUCCUGGUGAGCUGUUUGUCUUAAACCAUAGCUUCUGAGGAGUACAGGGUCCUGCUUCUCAGCUGACAGCCAUGGCUCUCAGACUCCUUUUGGGGGUUUCCUGGAUUUGUUUCUUGGUAUUUAAUGGCAGUGAUGGUUCACCAGCUAUAAAAGGCUAUGGAUACCCACAUAAAUCUGACAUGCGCAACAUGGCAGAAGAAUACACAUUGACCUCUCCAACUUCUGAUGAGAGCAACUUUCAGGAUUCAAACAACCAACUAACAGACCCUGUAUACACAAGCUACAACACACCCACUGUUGCACAACAACCAACUUGGACCCCGUAUGGACAAAACCUGCCGAACACACCGAGUAAUCGUCAAGUAGACAGACUCAUUAAUGGUAUGCCAAGAGACUGGGGGCAGGAAAACCUUGACAAACCAAUUGUAUUUCCUCUAUCCAGUAAUCUAGCAAAACCUCAGCCAGGUCCUGUCCAACCUCAAUCAACAUCUUUUAGUGUUUCUACCAACAAUAUGCCCAACCCUCUGAGCACUGGUGCUUCUACUCAGUAUGCUAGUCAUGCCUACCACGACCCGCCCUCCAACUUUCAAGCUGGAGAAUCUCCUAACUUGUCUCUGCAGCCGGAGCCAAUGGACAGUGGUUAUGGUGUGGUUGACUUUAACGCUGGCUCCAGUGCAGCUGGAGGUAGUGUUCCCCAUCUUGUAUAUGAGGAUGUUUUUCAGUAUCCUGAGACUCAAAGUUCUGACAGCAUCUCAAAUACAGCAGGAGGGUAUGGCCAAGCUGAUGUGAGCAGGGAGUCUUCAACUGGAUAUAUAUCCACAUAUAAUGAACCCUCAUUCCCACAUUACCCAGCUAAUGUAGGACCCCAGUAUCCUGUGUUUCAACCUUGGAGGUGGUUGGCCACCCCUGGAGGAAUCAGUGGUCACUCUGGUCAACCUGCCUACCAGCCACAUGUUGAGAUCUCUCAACAACCACAAAAAACAUUCGACACCAAAAAAGAUGAGGUCAACCAGAGAGUCAGUGAACCAAUCCCUCCUCCAAGCUAUAUUGUCCAGUCCAGAAACUCCUAUGCACGAGGCAGGGAGCUCUCUGGCAAAACAAAGUACAAUCCAGAAUCUUACCCGCUGCCAAGCUUAAAGGGUCCUGCACCUAGUCAACCAGCUACCCCGAAAAAUGUGAAGAACCCUGAUGGAGCCAAGUGGUAACCAACAUGGAUAUUGUAUUAAAGUCUGAGAAUGCUGUGCCCUCAGAAAAUAAAACUUUAAAUUUGAACUAUG
Messenger RNA from Larimichthys crocea (large yellow croaker), 1324 nucleotides. RefSeq lists its product as uncharacterized. NCBI's taxonomy places the organism in Eukaryota, Metazoa, Chordata, Actinopteri, Sciaenidae. The transcript is spliced from 5 exons. Bases 119 to 1252 code for a protein of 377 amino acids. The record is from RefSeq and is a predicted model, not a curated record.